AACGCUUAAUGUUUCGUCUCCUGACUCUGAAAAGCUAUAUGCAACGAAUAUAACAUUUUAUUUUACAAUUACUUUAACCGAAAUAUCCGUCCCUGUAACAUAACAAGCGCUAGUGCGAGGCUAAAAUGAUAAAUGAAAAGCUGAGUUUGACUUGUGAUUUACUCCUUUCGCACCAGCAGCUCGCUUGCUGUCAGUCUUACAGUGGCAUACCCCACCAUGGCAAGAAUAUGCUCAUUUACAACAAUAAGGAGACGCAACAGAAGCCACUGCAGCUAACAGGUCACCAUAAUGAAAUUAGUGCCAUGACCUUUGGAAAAAGAAACAACCCCGUCUUCCUCUGUUCUGCCUCUUCUGACUAUAUCAUCCUCUGGGAUAUUGAGGCAUGUCAGAAAAGAACAGAAGAGGGCAAACCUGCAGUUGGAAUAGUGAUCGGGACUUUACUGGGAAAUGUUGUUCAUCUCUCAUUCUGUUUCUCUGAUGAACGAGUUGCUGCAUGCUCAGGAACAACUCUGUACGUUCUCAGUCCAAAGAGACAGGAAAUUAUUUGCACAUUAAAGAGCCACCUCGGACCUUUAACAUCUGCAGAGUUCUGUCCCUGGAACGCUAGUAUUCUUGUCAGCACCUCAGAGGAUCGCACUUUUAAGGUUUGGGAUUUAACAACUGAAGCUAUUUUCUACCAAUCCUUUGUGCUCUCAGGUAAAGGCUGGAGAAAAUUGACCUGUGCAUUCAUUACAAGGUCUCCUCUGCUUAGCAUGUUGUUCCUGGAAAAGGAACAGCAUCUUGUCACCGGCUCAACAGAUGGACAGGUUUGGUGCUUUUCUUUUGAUGAUGACCACAAAUGCCACCUUGUGAAAAAAAUGGACCUUCAGAAGAUGGAGAAAAGACAUGAAGGUCGCCAGGAGACUCUGAGUCAUCAAGGAGGUGUUGCUGAAAAAACAAUUACUGAUAAAGUAGAGAUCUCAAAGCCUGUCAUCCAAAUGGCUUCAUGUCCCCCAUAUACAGAAAUCCAUUUUGACCAAGAAAUAGACAACAGCUGGUUUUGUAUAGGAAGCUCCGACGGUCUGUAUGUGGUGGAGCUGGCUACUUCUGAACUCCUAACAGUGCUUUAUUUCAAAGAUAACCCCACCCUGAGCAUCACAAUGGCUGGAUCCUGGUCAAUUUGUGCAGGGUCUGAUAAGUCUGUGGUAGCUCUAGUGAGCUCUUUGUUUAAUCCAUGUGUGGUCUUGCUGGAGUUGUGUUUGAGUAACCUAAGGAGGACAGGAGAUGGUGGUGGAGGCUUUUCUGUCUUUCCAAGUUCUCCUCCAUUGCUUGAAUCUCCUCUGAAUGCUGAGGUAAAGAGGAAGGAACCCAGCCAUCCUAAAAAGAAAGGAGGUGUAAAGGAAAAGCCUCUAGUGUUUCACUCAAAAGUGAAAUCAUCUGGAUACACCACCACACCAAGAAUGUCUUUGUUUUCACCAAAAACAAAUGCUCAGAGAAAAACAUCUUCUACAAAGCCUAUAAAACAUUUAGGUUUACUCCAGAGCAACUACCCAGAGGACAGUGCAGCACCAACUGAACCAUGUAUUGGUCUCAACAUUGCCAACAAACAAGUCUCGUGCCUUCAAUAUUCAGGUGAUGGAAAACAAAUCCUGUGUGGUCUUGGCGACCGGUCAGUGUUACUGUACAAUUCCCGCCUUACUGGAAGUCCAACUGCCUACAUAGGUCAUGACAAGCCAGUGACCAGUAUUAGCUGGAGCCUCUGCAGACAGUGGUGGCUAAGUGCAGCAGAAGAUCUAUCUCUGCGAAUCUGGACCAACUCCUGCUCCGAGCCUGCCAUUAUCAUGGGUGGCGAUAUGUUCUCCAAACCCAUUAGAGGUGCUCUGUUUUAUUACCUAGACAAAUUUAUACUUCUAACAUCUGGACCUUCUGUGUACUUGUACCUAUAUAACUUGGACCUCACUCGUGUUGACAUAAAAAGAUAUAAGCAGCGGAGUGUCAUCAAACUGGCAAGUUGCUUAACGCCAUCAGCCUCAGACAUCACAGCCUUAUCUGCCGUCAAUGAUUUCAUCUCAUACAUUGUACUGGUGUGUUGUUCAGAUCGGUCCAUUCAAGUUCUAGACAUGAACAAAGGUGCAGUUGGCUCUGUGCUGCCUGAUGCCCACAGCAGAGCUAUCCAUUGCAUCACACAGAACAAGGGCUCCACAUUCACCUCACAGGCUCCAGAGUCAUACAACUUAUUCCUCACCAGUGCACUUACAGAUGGUGUUAAGAUGUGGGACCUUCGCACAAUGAGGUGUGUGCGCCGCUAUGAGAACCAUGUGAAUCGCUGCCACCCAUGCUCCUCAGCCAUUUCACCCUGCGGCAGGUUCAUCGCCUGUGGCUCGGAGGAUAAAUGUGCCUAUGUGUACGAUAUCCGUAGCAGCACCUACCUCCACAAGCUUCAGAGACACUCAGACACAGUACUCAGCGUGGCUUUCAACCCUGCAACACCAGAGCUGUUAACAGGAACCUUGGACGGGAAGCUACAACUGUUUCACUCCAGCAUAGGGUCCCAUUUAUCCGAUGAUACCAGCGCUGCUGUGCAUUGCAUCUCUAACGUGACUGUGUAACAACAGCUGGCUGCAGGAAUGACCAUGCAGCAUUCAUUAAGGCACCUGAAAGCCACAGGCAAGGAUUUUAUGAAAAACAAAGAAUUUAUGUAUUUUGUUUCUACUGCCUUCAGCUCAGUGACGAUCAAAAUGUAAAACAUUAGUGCUCUUGUGUGUUCAGUUUUGUGUGCUAUGUAUUUUGAAAAUAAGCAACACAUUACAGCUUGUUCAGCUUAGCUAAUCUCCCUGUGUUUACUUAUUUCCAUCUGACUGAGAUUCAAAGGAAUGUCAGAGUUCACUAAGAAAGCCUUUGUUCAGUUAACCACAGUAAUGUGAUGUGCCUGUAUUUGACAAUUGGGACGAAAUUUGCCAAAAAAACAACAUUAACAUAGGUCAUUCUAAUUACUUAAACAUUUAGAUGCUUAAGCAUCACAAUAAUUAUUGUUACUUACUGUAUGUGGAACAGAUGUAUACUAUCACAGGCGGAGACCACUAUUUAGCAAAUCAGCACAUAGAGCCAUGACAUCAACUGGGUGCAACCUUUUGACUGCCAGGAACACAGAUGCUCCUACUGUUCAUACUGACAAAACAGUCUUCAGUUUCUUUAGCUGCAUAUUAACUCUUUUCUACCUGAAGCAAAAGUAAUGAGAUAAAUAUUCAUGUUCACAUGUUAAAGUCUGACAGAGCUUUGUUGCUAUAUUGACAGGGUUUUUAUUGUUCCAAACUGUUAAGCAAUUAUUUGUUUGCUUUUCUUCAAGUUAUUUUUGAUUUGUUUUUGACUAGUUUCUAUUAAGAUUUCUAACGAGGACAAGAAGAAAGCAAUACAUGACAAGUUUAAAGGAGGAUAAGUAUUUCUAUUUUUGUUUUCAGGAUUGCUUAAAUUAGUUUUGUAUUGGCGUACUUAUACACUGUAUAACUGUAACUUGUUUACACAAGGUAAUGUAGGCUGUUCAUAUUGAAAACAAUAAACUGUAUGCUAUAUCAGCGAUGAUGGCAGUAUUCA
Molecule: messenger RNA, 3570 nt
Organism: Girardinichthys multiradiatus
Lineage: Eukaryota; Metazoa; Chordata; Actinopteri; Cyprinodontiformes; Goodeidae
Gene: wdr27
Product: WD repeat domain 27
Exons: 24
Coding region: 126-2588 (820 amino acids)
Molecular function (GO): protein binding
Source: RefSeq, a predicted model, not a curated record